Messenger RNA from Sorghum bicolor (sorghum), 2291 nucleotides. Its product is annotated as putative protein ABIL2. Bases 935 to 2026 code for a protein of 363 amino acids. The transcript has 8 exons. Lineage: Eukaryota; Viridiplantae; Streptophyta; Magnoliopsida; Poales; Poaceae. The record is from RefSeq and is a predicted model, not a curated record.
AAACAACAAACAUAUUGAUUGAGUGCUUAUGAUGGAAGCGAGGUGUGAUGAUUCAUAAGGAGGUUGGGUUUUCAUUUUCCCCUAAAAAAAACGGAAAGAAACCUCAUAAGGUAAGGUGGGUCCAUAUGCAUGGGCAGAAAUGAUGGCCAUGCACAGCACAGGGAUAGAAAGAGAAGAAAGGUAAGAAAGAAGUGUUCAGUUCAGCAUCCCAACGAAGGAAAUCUCAUCUCAUCCUUGGGAGCUUUUCAUCUUGCUGCACCGCAGUCGGUGUGAGACCCAACCCAACCAUCCUGACUGCUUAUAAUAACACUGCUGUAAAUAUAAGAACCAACUAAACACUGUAGGAAACCAGUUCCACUACCAGCUUCACUUCACCCUGCUGUACUACCUAUCAACGUCGGGCUUGGUGACUGUUGGUGGCAGUGGAUGUAGGGAUUACUCGACUUGAUGAGCUGAUGAUAGUACUACUCGCUGGGAGUGAUUGCCGGCGUAAUGUGGGGGACUGAGUAACCAAGCAAGUACUCAGGAGUAAGGGCCAUCCGAUUUACCAUGUUUGCCGUUCAUUCACCAGGUCAUCAAAAACACCUUUCAAUAGAGUAGUUGCAGCAGUCAUCGCUUGUCACAUUGGCUUUGCCUUAACUUGCAUUAUUAUACCAUAUGUACCUGUUGCUGCCGCUGCCGGAGCAUCACCACAACUGCUCCUAUAGUACUAGUUAAAUACCUGUCGUGCUCAUGACAUGCGCACCUCCUCCUUCUUCCGCCAUGGUCUUCUUCCCAGCACGGCGUUGAGUUCCACCCAUCAUUGCUUCUCGCCAUCUUGGUCCAAACAUUCUUGGUGAUUGCUCCAGGCUUCCAUCCCCCAUCUGGCUCUGUGGUGAAAGAGCGAUACAGGAACAGAGGCAAAGCAACAGAGGAGUUGGUUUUGCUGGCGACAAUGGUGGAAGCAGUGGGGACCUUCGAGAGCAGAGGCCCCGGCGUUGCGGGGAUGAGCAGCACGCUGGAGGAGGUGCAGAUGCAGGAGACUCUCGCCUUCUCUGAAACCAUCAAGGAUCUCAAGACACUGAGGUCGCAGCUGUACUCCGCGGCACAGUACUUUGAACUUGCCUACAUGCAGGAAGACAAAAAACAGGCGAUGACAAAGAACCUCAAGGAGUAUGCCGUGAAGGCCCUUGUGAACACGGUUGACCACCUGGGGUCCAUAUCUUUCAAGGUCUCCAGCCUAAUUGAUCAAAGGUUCAAUGAGGUCGCCGACGCCAAUCUCCGCAUCUCCUGCAUCCAGCAGAGAGCUCAAGUUAGCCAAGCCUGUAUGGACAGAGAGGGCCUUUCACAGCAAUCCUUAGUGAUCACUGCCCCUAAGUAUCACAAGAGAUACAUAUUGCCAGCUGGAGACCAGUCAAUGCCCAGUGCCGUGCCCAACUUCAGGGAAAUGAACAAGGUCACAAACAGGGCUUCUCAGAUACAUCAAGUAUUCAGUGGUAAGAAUCCGCCCUUCCCUCGGGUCGUUUCGGGAGGCCCACCCAAAGGUUGGGAUGGUUUUCCCUUCCCCCCUUCCCCCCCCCCCCCCCCCCCCGGCCCUUCUCCCUCCUCGUUCUUUCCUUUUGCAGGUAGGUUGACAAUCCAAUUGUUCACUGUUUACAGAAAGGUGCAAUCAAUUGCGCGAGUACCUUCGCAGCGUGCACGUUCAGCAUCACCAGCACAGCGUGCACAUUCCAUGGCACCAUCUAAGAAUGCUACACCCACCAACAGAGAUAAGCGAUCAGAAUCACCAAUUCCUUUCACAACUCCACUGACAAGGUCUGCGUCACUCUCAAAGAAGGCAUCCUUGCUCAAGACAUCAAGCGUCAGGGUUCAGGCCACCUCACAGCCCAAGAAAUUGGCACCACUGAGGUCACAGGCUGACAGGAGCAACGACUCGAAGGAUGGUGAGCAUACCCCAAAGAAGAGCAAGAAGUUUCUCAAGUCCAUCCUCAGCAGGCGCAAGUCCAGAAAAGAUGAGCCACUGCCAAGUUAUUUUGACGACUACUGAGCCACAAGAUUUCUCCCUCCAUUGGAUGGCACUGCAAUCUCUGCAUACUCCUACAUCAGUGUUUUCAUCGAAGUGUUAUGUUCUCAAUAUAAAUAUCGUCAUUGUAUAGAAAUAGCUUAAAGGUUACAUGAAUGUAGUUGAAGAUGGGAAGUUUCAGCAAGAUGUCUCACCCACUUGCAUGUUUCUGUAAGAGAUGCUCAGAUAAACCUGUAACAGUCAAGGAUGGUAAUACACAACACAGAAACAUCAGGUGUAAUAGAAGCAA